CCGUGCUUCAAUUUCUCUAAAUUUUUCUCCCAAAGAUUUCUUCUUAAUUUCUAAUUUUUAUUUCUACUUUUCUUCCCUCUGUUAUCUCCAAACAAUAUGAAAGAUUGCUGACCCAAUCCAUGGCGAGUCAAGCCGAACUCAGAAACAGCUCCCCCAUCCAGCUCAGUGACUCAAGAGCAUUUGAAAGAGCUCCGAGUUUGCUGGUCAAGAUCGUCGGCUGUUAAGGCCAGGGUAAAUUUAAGGUUUUUAUAUCUGUGUCCGUUCAAUUUGUGAAGAUUAUAAGGAGGGUUUAUCUGUUGUUGGAAAAUAAGGGUUCUUUUUGGAGGAUUUGUGAUGGAUGAGGAAACGUCUGAUACGAUGAACCUUGAUUUGAAUCUGGGUCCGGCCCCUGAGACCGGGUCCGGAUCACUGUCGAAUGAAGUUGUAAAUUUCGAUGGUUUAGUUGAUAACCCGUUCAAUAGGAUCCGGGAAGUGGUUAGGCGGAGGCGAUGGAGAUGGCAUCAGGUUCCGAUUCCUGCCGAGGCUCAGAGCCUCUCGGUGGAAUUCGAUCAAUUUAGGGGGAAUUCUGGCGGUGUGAAUACGAUGCAGGCAGGUGAGGGCAGCGUGGCCGCUGAGGAAAGAACGAUUGAUGUGCUGAAAGCAUGUGAAGCCACCCAUGGGUUUUUGGAGGAUGGGAUUUCAGAAGAUAGGAAGGAGGAUAUUGAGAAGGGUGUUAGCAAUGAUGGGAGUUUUUUCGAUUGUAAUGUAUGCUUCGAUUUGGCUCGGGAACCUGUUGUAACCUGUUGCGGUCACUUGUUUUGUUGGUCGUGCCUCUACCGAUGGUUGCAUGUGCACUCCGAUGCAAAUGAGUGCCCAGUCUGCAAAGGAGAGGUGACGGUUAAAACGCUGACCCCGAUAUUUGGUCGUGGGAAUGUUAUCCAGGAGCCAGAAGAGGACUCUGGUUUUAAGAUCCCUCCUCGCCCCAACGGGCGGCGAGUGGAAAGUUGGAGGCAAACUAUUCAACGGACUUCUCUAAAUGUACCUGUGGAGGAGAUGAUUCGCCGGAUCGGAAGCAGAUUUGAUCUGGUUCGUGACCUGACUUCACCACGGGAGGCCAAUGGUUCCAGGGGAAAUGCUGAAAGAACUGAUUCCAUGCUUAACCGAAUUUCGACAUCUCGAGAAUUCCGAGGAGAGCAAAAUGCAGUUGUGCCACUUGAUGAUGUUGACCCGACACCGAGCAUUACACCCGGUACCGAUAUUACGUCGUCUUCCAGGCUUCAUUCUUUGUAUCUUCAACGACAAUCAUACCUGCGAAGAGCUGCAAGAUUGACUUCUCUGUUAUCCACGGUGAGUUCAACGGAAAGGAUGGUGGAUGCAUAUUUCCGAGGCAACUCGGUGGGAAGAAAUCAGGAGCAGCCGCCAGCGGUUGUCGAUGAUAGAGACUCGUUCUCAAGCAUUGCUGCUGUGAUAAACUCGGAGAGUCAAAUGGACACCGCCGUCGAGAUAGAUUCCGUGGUAUCACUUUCAGCUUCGUCUUCUAGGAGAAGGAACGACGUUUUGCUGGUUUCCGAUGUCGACAGCGGCGACUCUCGUGCGCAGAGGAGAAGACGCCUGAACUAGGAGCUAGAAAGAUUUGAGAUCACAGCUGAGUCUCCCAUAAUAGUGUUCUUUUUAACUGCGUUUCCAUUUUUAUAUUGCUUAUUUCUCAAACAUAUAUGGAUUGAAAUGUUAUCAUCCUUUCCU
Molecule: messenger RNA, 1722 nt
Organism: Hibiscus syriacus
Lineage: Eukaryota; Viridiplantae; Streptophyta; Magnoliopsida; Malvales; Malvaceae
Exons: 2
Coding region: 334-1599 (421 amino acids)
Biological process (GO): ubiquitin-dependent protein catabolic process
Cellular component (GO): endoplasmic reticulum
Molecular function (GO): ubiquitin-like protein conjugating enzyme binding; ubiquitin protein ligase activity
Source: RefSeq, a predicted model, not a curated record